Messenger RNA from Heterobasidion irregulare TC 32-1, 1542 nucleotides. It is a transcript of the gene cpm86, whose product is annotated as cytochrome P450 monooxygenase 86. The record is from RefSeq and is a predicted model, not a curated record. Lineage: Eukaryota; Fungi; Basidiomycota; Agaricomycetes; Russulales; Bondarzewiaceae. The transcript is spliced from 11 exons. The coding region runs from base 1 to 1542 and encodes 513 amino acids. Gene Ontology annotation, molecular function: heme binding; oxidoreductase activity, acting on paired donors, with incorporation or reduction of molecular oxygen; iron ion binding.
AUGAUCACUGUGCAAUCUACUGCGUACCUUCUUGCGGCUUGCGGGAUGGCCUUGAUGUGGAAGUUGGUCACUCGCAGGAUGAAGCAAGCGUCCCUCCGGAAUAUUCCUGGCCCUCCGAGCAAGUCUCUCUGGUCGGGAAACAUGAGCGAAGUCCACGAUCCUCAUGGCUGGAAAUUUCACGCCAAUAUUGCGGCCAAAUUUGGCAGAGUAGUGAAAAUCAACGGCAUUCUGGGCGACACCUUCCUCUACGUCAGCGAUACUCGUGCGCUCUAUCAGAUACUCAUCAAAGACCCUGAUGUAUUCGAAGAACCUUCAAUGCUGAUCGAGAUGAAUAAGCUCAUAUUUGGGCCGGGUAUAGCAUCGGCUCUAGGGGAAGACCACAAGCGACAGAGGAAACACCUGACCCCCGCGUUUUCUACCAGACACUUGCACCACAUGUUUCCCAUAUUUGAUCGGAUAGCUCACCAACUUCGGGACGUCUUAAUAGUCAAGAUCGAGAACGAAAAGGGAAGGGCCGAAGUCGACAUGAUGGAUUGGAUGUCCCGUGCUGCGCUCGAAAUCAUCGGUCAAGGAGGGCUUGGAUACUCAUUUGACAGUAUGAACGUCAACGCCAAAAAUGUGUAUGCCAACGCAACGAAGCACCUCCUACCGACGAUUGCGUCCCCUAAGAUGAUGAUCACAGGACAGUUCCUGCCUUGGUUGGUCAAGAUCGGAAAUGCCGCCUUCCGAAAAUUUGCGGCGAAAUAUGUUCCAUGGAAAGAAUGGCAAAAUCUCGUCGGGAUUGUGAAGAUCAUGGAUUACACUUCUCGACAUGUGUUCGAUAGUAAGAAAAGGGCUCUGGAGAUGGGCGAUGAGGCCGUCUUGAAGCAGGUUGGAGAAGGGAAGGAUAUUUUGAGUGUUCUUCCUUCGGAUAGCACAUCUUCGGCCCUCUCUCGAAUUCUUCACAUACUCGCCGAGAACCCGUCAGCUCAAGACAAACUUCGUGCAGAAUUGUCCAAGGCUACGACCGAUGGUAGCCUAGAUUUCGAUGACCUAAACGUGCUCCCAUAUCUCGAAGCUGUGGUACGGGAAACUCUCAGGCUGUAUAUCCUCCACUUGCGAUUUCCAACCGAACGUAAGUGCACUGGGUCGAGGAUGCAAGAGUAUUCACUGAGCGCUUCUUGCAGCUGUCGCAAAGACACGAUGUUGCAGCUUGGGACACCGACUAUCGGGGUCGACGGACAAAAGAUUUCGGAAAUCUUCGUCCCGAACAACACAGGCAUCAUCAUCAGCAUCCUCUCCGUUAAUCGAGAUCCAGGCAUCUGGGGCCCGGAUGUGAUGGAGUGGAAGCCCGAGAGAUGGCUCGCGCCACUGCCUCCCAAUGUCAAGGAGUCUCGUAUUCCGGGAGUCUACGCCAACACUAUGACAUUCCUUGGUGGAGAUCAUUCAUGCAUUGGCUUUAGGUUUUCUCUGUUGGAAAUAAGUCAGUCUUUUACAAUGACUGAGAGGGGACUAGUUCUGGUGAAUGCUUACUCAAAACUUUGUGCUCGCUUUCAGAAAUAG